Venustampulla echinocandica is the source of this 1707-nucleotide messenger RNA. RefSeq lists its product as uncharacterized. The record is from RefSeq and is a predicted model, not a curated record. Lineage: Eukaryota; Fungi; Ascomycota; Leotiomycetes; Helotiales; Pleuroascaceae. The transcript is spliced from 3 exons. The coding region runs from base 1 to 1707 and encodes 568 amino acids.
AUGGGUCAGGAAAACCAAGUUGCCUCUGCUGAUAUCCCGGCACGACCAAGCCCAUCAGAUCCAUGUCAAUCAACUAUGUCUCAGAACAAUAAUGCACCUACCCCCGACAGCAAACAGCACCCCCACAUGGGCCCCAGCGAGUCAUCAUUACUCUCAGAAGCCACCCUUACCGGCGACUCCCCCAUCAACGCAGUUGUUGAGAAGAGGGCACGGCGCCGCCACUCGGAUCGCGGAGACUCGAUCUAUGGAGUUGAAGAUUCUAACGAUGCUGAUGGUAGCGGAGAAACCCCCAGGAAGAAGGUCAGGUUUGAUGUCAAGGCGGAAGUGGUGAACCCAAAGAAGGCAUGGGAUAAAGUCACCAUAGGCAGCCACAUUGACGAUCCUCGCAUCCCAGUUAUAGCGGAGAAGAGCGACAACGGCACCAUCUGCAUGACAGUGGUCCGAGAUAGGACUCUGCCCUUGGAUAUCCUCCGAGGCUGGAGACGGUUUUCUUCAGAGAAUGGAAGUGUCCCUCUUAACAAAAUUAAACUGGAUCCAAACAUCUUCAAAGGCUACGCUGACGCCGAACCAUCUGACCCAGAGAAGAAGUAUGAACUUAUCAAGACAUUCCUUGACCCGCCUGAGGGUGCCCACGAGCCCGACAUGGAAACCGAAGUCGAUGAAACCCCGACAGAGACAGCCCGACCCAACACCAAAGAACCCGAAGUCGCCAAAACCGGACCUGAGGCUACUGAAUUACAAGUCGGGGUUUGCAGGAUGGACAACCGCAUUCCAGUUUAUGCAUACUUGAGGCAAGAAAAUCAGAUUUGGUUUCGUGUCCAUGAGGAGGAAUCAGAGAUGAGUCAGGUUCUGUUCUCCGGUACCGCUAUUAGGUAUGAACAGGUUGAGCUUGACAGCAAGUUCAUCAAAUCCAAUGAGCGCACAACCCGGGCAUAUAUUAGAUCGUUGCUCAAGGAGACAGUUAAUGGUGAAGCUGAAACCGAGGAAACUGCAACUAGAUAUCCAGAGAGAUCUCGACGUCGACGACCAGGCUCAACCACAAUCCUUGGUGAAGAAGCAGCUGAUAACACCAUCGGAGACGAGCCAUUAACCGACAUCCAAGCUCGAGUUAACGAGGUGAUCAAUAAGGUAGUCAAUGACCAGGAAAACUCGGCACGUGAACUCAAUAAAGUGCUGGGCGACUACGGGCGGCACUCCGCUCAACAAGCCGACACAAUCAAAGAGCAACAAGUUACUAUUGAGAGGCAAACACGAACUAUCGAAUUACUUAGAUUGAGACUGGCAGAUCUAGAAUCAGCUCCCAAUCAGCAACCAGAGAACGAAAACGAGCAAACCAACGAGGCUGCUGCUAAUCCAUUUGCACCACCUCCCGUUGAAAGCCUCAAAGGAUUCUGUGUCAUUCCUGACGGCAAGGAAAACGCAGGCAUGUUAGUGGAGAAGCAUGCCCACCAUGCCCGCUACAACCGCGCCUAUUACAACGAGCGCCUCCUACUGCAGGAACUAAAGAUUGUGAUCCGGGGCGAAGAUAGCGGCGAGACGAUCAACAUUGACGGAAUGGCGAGUAGGUGUUAUGUGGAGGCUGAUGGAAGCAAGAAGUUGAUUGAGCGGCCCCAGGGUUCUAGGUCCUUUCUUGAACUUGAAGGUAGGCAUUUUAUCAAGUGGGUUAAGAGAGAGCAAAUUACACUUGAGGAGUACUGGAAGGUUUAG